CGCAGCUCUUCCAUCGCCUGGUUGGUUCACGGUGCCGGGUCAGGGGGCGGUAUUGAAGCGGAUUGGACCAGAGAACAAAUUGUGCUACAUGAGCCACGCUUACUGCGCCUGUGCCGCCAGUCAGACGCUGCGGCGAAAAUGGUAAAGGCUUUUCCAGGAUGGUUGACGGACGGCACAGUGACGCUUUCUCCGAGCUUCUCGGCAGACUGCCUCAUUUUCCAGAAAGUUACCAUCUAGGAUGCAGGUCGCCGCGAACCUUACAUGGUGAAGCUCGUUGUCUCUGCAACGUGCCAAGCUCUGGCUCUCGCAUUCCUCCUUGACUGCUUUAUCUGAUCUGUUAUCCCCAGCGAGCACUAUGCCAGUCGAUGGAGCGAAUCUUCCCAUCCCGAACCAUGGGCGGAACUACGGCGGAGAGCUGGAGGUUUACCACUGGCACCACCCAGACAACGGCCCGCAUCCAUGGAUGAAACCAGCGCCCGAGGUCUACAAUGAUCCGAGCAAGCUAGAAUUCUGUCAACACCGGCAACCAGAGGACCAACAACGAAAGAUUCUCAACCUCCGUCUCCCGACCUUCAUCAUAUCCUGCAUUCUCCUGGUGGUCACUGCUGCCUUGGUGCUAGUAGGCGGCCUGUUGGGAAACAAGGUCGCCAGCCUGGAGAACAUGAUACCCUCCCUCGUCAGCAGCAUCAACGCAACCGCCAGUAAUCCGACUACCAGUAACAGCACCUCAGCGCCACCAGCAACAACAACAGCAACAACGCCACCGACAUUUCCCGUCGAAGGCUGGAAUUACCUGGGCUGCUACUACGACUCGGCGUCGCGCAUCCUUCCUGGCGCGGAGCUGUCGGCCACCAACAUGACCAACGAGCGAUGCGGCGCUUUUUGUUCGUCCAGCGGCGACUUUGGCAGCAAGCCGCGGCAUUUCGGCACCGAAGUGGGUGUCGAGUGCCACUGUGGCACCUUGACCGAGGCCGACCUGAAAAGCAAGCAAGCGCCCGACUGGGCCUGUGGUCACCAGUGCCGGGGGAGGACCGGGGUGGCGGAACGGUGUGGAGGGAAUUGGGUUGUCAGUCUGUGGGAGAGGGUCGACGGUUGAUGGUGUUUAAAUCAAAGGUACUUCAUCAUGAGUAUGUAACUACCAUUUGCAUCUGUAAUCAGGUGCAGAUGUAAGGCGUUAGUCUGUGGGCUGUGGAAGGUGACUUCGAACAGACGCAUGUUGGGGGUUCAUGCUUGGUCCCAAGGAUAACUAUCACAAAAUUGCGAGCACUUGGCUGGAUUGCAAUUGAUGCUCCUCAAACCUGUUAGCUUUCAGUUGAUCCUUACUUCAUUAGGUACUGUUUAAUUAGAGCAUGGUCAAGAGUCUCGUAGCCUGAGGUACUGAAGGUC
Molecule: messenger RNA, 1386 nt
Organism: Parathielavia appendiculata
Lineage: Eukaryota; Fungi; Ascomycota; Sordariomycetes; Sordariales; Chaetomiaceae
Exons: 2
Coding region: 356-1096 (246 amino acids)
Source: RefSeq, a predicted model, not a curated record